This is a messenger RNA of Ornithodoros turicata, 1733 nucleotides long. RefSeq lists its product as uncharacterized. NCBI's taxonomy places the organism in Eukaryota, Metazoa, Arthropoda, Arachnida, Ixodida, Argasidae. Bases 41 to 1471 code for a protein of 476 amino acids. The record is from RefSeq and is a predicted model, not a curated record. The transcript is spliced from 12 exons.
AUUUUGACGGCGCGCUAUUCUUCAAAUACUAAGUGAUGUGAUGCGACGAACGGGAGCAAUGGGCGGUGAAGCAGGGAACAAGAAAUUUCUUGUUGUGAAGUUUCCUGAUGAAGAAGAAAGCAUCGCCACAGUCCACAUUAAUUGGAUGGCAGAGGGAAAAUGUCUUUGGCCAAACGAGAAAGAUCCGUCAAGGCUGCGUCAGAUGGUAAUAAAUGGCGCAACACCACAACAGAGCUGGGCUAAGCACAACUGUAUUGUGCUUUCGUCAUUCGAUACAUAUGGAGAAGCACAGCAGAAACUAAACAAGGCUCAAGAGACAUCUGACCUUUCAAGCGAUAUAGAGCUGGGUCGUGGCAAAAGAAGAAAGCGGAGGACUGCCAAAAGUAUCAAUGAGGCUUACGGGGAGAUGCCUUAUGAUGAGGACAGGGAAACAGAUUCAGAGUGCAACAGCUAUGUACCUCCAAGACCACCUACACCCCCAACGUACAUGGAUUUGUCUGGCUCUGGAACCACAAACCUCGGAACCAUACCAGUUGACGCAGGGCCACCCACCGCUGUACAGGCAUCACAAGUGACAAGAAGUCACGUCGAGCACGCUCUAAGUGAAGCUAGGCAGAGAGCCCGCAGCUGGAGAGAGCCCCCACGUAGCUACACUAAUACAGCCAUGCGGGGGGCAGGCGCCGCAUCUUGGGAUACCUUUCCUGUGUACAGUGAAGGGAACUUUGGCUACCCUCAGUCGCUGCAUCCUGAUUCUGAAAUAACACAGCCAACUUGCAGCACAGCAAGCUUCACUGGGAGAAUGCACCAACACCUGCAACACACCAGCACUAGCCCAAUGCCUACAAAUAGCUGUACGUCGGCACACCAUACACAGGGAGACAGUUAUAUUCCACCCCAGCAGAACAGAGGUGACACAAGAAUUACAGAAGGUCUACUGAACGCACCUUUUCCGUCGCAGAACAGGCGUGACGUCGCGUUCGAGAAAGAGGUGCUGAAGGUCCUGCACAUGCUUAAGGUGACACAACAAGCUCAAAGUGAGCAGCUCUCUGCAAUACUCCACAGCUUAAGCUCUGCAGCUGAAGAAGCAGAAUCACAAAGGGCUCUGCCCAUGCCAUUCAGAAGGCUCUCAGAUUUUUUGCAGUUUGAGGAGGACCUGGCAGACAGCGACACAAAGCGAAGCCAGUUGAGAAAGUUCAUCCGAUCUGUUGGAGGUGGCAACCCACGAGAGCUGACAUUCCGGUUCCUAUCACGCCUCUUGGGAUACAGUGUUGGGAAAGAGUACAGCUUGUUCGGAAAUAAAGGAAAGAGGAAGUUCAGCAAUCUUACCACAUGGACUAUCAUGCUCAACUAUAUGACAGAAACUAAGGGAGCUACAGUGAAAGAGGUCGAGCAAGCUACGAUGUCCUGGCUCCGACAUGCGCCGGAGGCUUGUCACCGUGAAGAGCAGAAGGCUGCAAUGGAACAGGACUGACUCACCGUGCUAUGCAGAAGUACACCAUAAGUAAGCAGGCAAGAACGACAGUCUUCUGUCGACAUGACAUGUCUGGGACAUGAUCAUUUACAGAGUUCACAGGAACUGCUCAGUGUAUUUUUAAGACUACUGUCAUUACUCAGCUUCUCUUUUCUCCAAAAUUUUUGCUAAACAUUUAAAGCACAACUCCCCUCCUCACCGUUGAUUUUUGUAAAAAUGAAUUAAACUUUUGUGAAAUUUUGAUACUAACAACAUGGCAGGA